Molecule: messenger RNA, 687 nt
Organism: Pseudocercospora fijiensis CIRAD86
Lineage: Eukaryota; Fungi; Ascomycota; Dothideomycetes; Mycosphaerellales; Mycosphaerellaceae
Exons: 1
Coding region: 1-687 (228 amino acids)
Cellular component (GO): nucleus
Source: RefSeq, a predicted model, not a curated record
AUGUCUCACUGCCAUGACGAACACUCUCACCACGGCCAUGACCACUCCGAAGGCGCAUCCCACGACCACACGGACGAUCUAACCCCAGCCCUGCAAAACCACAUCUACUCCCAAAUCGACUUCAGCGCAGUCAACACCUUAAACGAAUCGAUCCCACGCUCCGGCUCCCAAAUCCUCCAAAAGACCUGGACAGACCGCCUCUCGCCAACCCCCGAACUCGUCUCGGACGCGGACGAACAAUUGUUGAUGCAUGUCCCCUUCACAGCACAAAUCCGUCUCCACUCCAUCCUGAUCCGAACCUCCACCACAGACUCCGCACCACUGACCUUGAAACUCUACGUAAACCGCGAAGGCCUCGACUUCUCCACCGCUUCAGAUCUCGAACCGACGCAGAAAUUGGAACUCAGUCAGACGAACGAUGUGCAAGAGAUUCCGGUCAAGAGGGCGUUGUUUAAUACUGUGAGGAGUUUGGACUUGUUUUUCGAGGAGAAUUGGGGGAGGGGGGAAGAGGAUGAGACGAGGAUAAGUUAUCUGGGAUUCAAGGGAGAGUGGAUGAAAUUGAGUCGCGAACCUGUGAACUUUUUGUAUGAGGCGGCAGCUAAUCCGUCGGACCAUACGCUUGCUUCUGGGGUGAAGGACUCGAUGGGAAGCCAUAUUGGAGGUGCUGGAGGCAGGGAUGGGAUGUGA